This is a messenger RNA of Amphibalanus amphitrite, 2192 nucleotides long. RefSeq names its product protein Rae1-like. Lineage: Eukaryota; Metazoa; Arthropoda; Thecostraca; Balanomorpha; Balanidae. The transcript is spliced from 7 exons. The record is from RefSeq and is a predicted model, not a curated record. Gene Ontology annotation, molecular function: RNA binding; ubiquitin binding. Gene Ontology annotation, biological process: transcription-dependent tethering of RNA polymerase II gene DNA at nuclear periphery; RNA export from nucleus. The coding region runs from base 365 to 1465 and encodes 366 amino acids. Gene Ontology annotation, cellular component: nuclear pore.
UGCCCACUGCGGUAUCGAGGCCGAGGGGUAUGAGAGCGAGGACGACCUGGCGAAACAACGGCCACCCUGGGCCUGCCCUCUGACGCCCGCACGCUGACCUUGAUGCUUCAUUGUGCGGCCUCGCGUCAAUGGCGCGACAACUGGUCCAAUUCAUUAUUCAAGCCACUCCUCGGGAGCACGCCGCCGCUCCCUAUCCCCGGAGAGGACCGAGAGGACGCCGUUUCGGUGCACCAGUUUGAAGUGCUCAAGACUCCCAAUACCUUCCCAUAUUCUGCUGGUAUCUCGGCACUCUACCCUUUUGUCUCUACACUGCCAGUGCUCGGUCCCUUGAGAAGCUCGGCCUGAAGGAGCGCAGCCUGGUGCGAUGACCAUGUUUGGCACGGGCGGGCUGGGCGCCUCGUCGUCGGUGUUCGGCCAGACGGCGGCGGCCAGCACGGCCAACCCGAUGAAGGACAUCGAGGUGGUGUCGCCGCCCGACGACUCGGUGUCGUGUCUGGAGUUCUCGCCGCCGGCCGUGCCGCAGACCUUCCUGGUGGCCGGCAGCUGGGACAACAACGUGCGCUGCUGGGAGGUGGAUCAGAACAGCGGCAAGACACAGCCCAAGGCGCAGCAGACCAUGGGCGGCCCAGUGCUGGACGUGGCCUGGGCCGACGACGGCACCAAGGUGUUCAUGUCGGGCUGCGACAACACGGUGCGCUGCUGGGACCUGGCCAGCAACCAGACCGUCCAGGUGGCCCAGCACGACGCGCCAGUCAAAACCGUGCACUGGGUGAAGGCGCCCAACUACACGUGCAUCAUGACAGGAUCCUGGGAUAAGACGCUCAAGUUUUGGGACACGCGCUCGCCGAACCCGAUGAUGUCGAUCGCUCUGCCGGAGCGCGCCUACUGCGCCGACGUCGACUAUCCGAUGGCCGUGGUGAGCACGGCCAACCGGGGCAUCAUCGUGUACCAGCUGGAGGGUCAGCCGCAGCAGUUCAAAACGCAGGAGUCGAGCCUGCGCUACCAGCACCGCUGCAUCUCCAUCUUCAGGGACAAGAUGAACCGGCCCACCGGUUACGCCAUUGGUAGCGUGGAGGGUCGCGUGGCCAUUCAGUACGUGAACCCGGCCAACCCCAAGGACAACUUCACGUUUAAAUGCCACCGCUCUAACGGCACCAACCAGGGCUACCAGGACAUCUUCUCGGUGAACGACAUUCGGUUCCACCCGGUUCACGGCACGCUGGCCACUGUCGGCUCUGACGGCCGGUUCAGCUUCUGGGACAAGGACGCGCGCACCAAGCUGAAGACCUCGGAGGCCAUGGAGCAGUCCAUCACCAAGUGCGCCUUCAACCACACCGGACAGAUAUUCGCCUACGCCGUCAGCUACGACUGGUCCAAGGGCCACGAGUUCUAUACCCCGACCAAGAAGAACUACAUCUUCUUGCACCCGUGCUUCGAGGAGCUGAAGCCGCGACCCAAGACGUAGGACUUCUCUACCACUGUGUGAGGAAGGGGCACGGCAAAGACGCCAGGCGCUGGGUGAAGUAAGCACGCGAAAAUGGUUUGUGAUGAAAAGUGAAUCACCCGUUCAUGCAGGGCUGAGAGUAGGUAUAUUUUUUACCAUCCACAUUUGCCUGUUAGAUUGAACCUACAAAUAAACGUAUUGGCACAGUUAAAUCGACACGAUUUCCACAUAAAUGUUUCGGAUAUUCAAUCACCUUUUGUCGCUGUUUCGCUCUUUUCUCGGCGUUACAUUCCUGUGUAGAUGUUCGCUUAGCUCACCGACCCAAGAAAUGGUCGUCCGUGAGACUCGUAAUCGCUCACAGCCUUUCCGCUCUCCGAACAAUGCGUUUUGAGCCCUCACAUCGUCUGGAUCAGUCACCGUGUGACUGAUUUGUGGCGGCGGACUGAUCGGUCCCUAUGUGACUGGAUUUGCUGUCGAUCGGAGAAGGUGAUGCGAGGUUCAUGUGAUCACUGAUCGCCACUCUAGGAGCGACUGUGGCUCUCCUGGUGGCUCCGGAGACAAGUGUAGACAGGUCGGAGUGUGGACUGCGGGUGCGUUUGUACACUCGCCGGCGUUGCCAUGGCGACGAGCUGUGUUUGUGCUGAUGGCGUGACACCGUCGGCCGAUGUUUUCCUUUUGUAGUGAUAUGUGGCCUCCGCAUGAGAUGCUGAGUGUAAAGGUGGCGAAUAAAAAUGCGUGAAUAUUCGCA